CAGUUCGUGCAAUGACGAUGGCGAACCCAGACCGAAGGUGCUCCGACAUCAAUGGCGGCUUUGCGCGGGAGGGUUUAAAAAGAUGGCGGACGAAACAUUUUCACGUUUUCAGCAAGCAGUCGAAGUUCAAAGGACGAAGAAGGAAGAUAAACUGUCUUGUUCAACUUCUACACUCACAGAAAACAUGAGGGAGCAACCGAAAGCAACAAAACUUGUGUAUUCACCAAGAAGACACACGAAAGCCGUCGGAAAAUCGGACGAAAAUGGCAAAUCAUCUAAAUCAAAGUCGCUCGUAAAAGACACAAAGACGAAAUCAGAUGAUUCUUCCUCGUCGAGUCUGUCUUUAUUUGAGGGUCGUGAAAAGCGAACGUCUCUAAAAGUCCUUCAGCCCUCUGCCGACGGUCAGAAAUUACUUGUUGGAGGAACAAGCGGUCGGAAAACAAAACGGGACACGCAGAAACCAAAGAAAAGAACACAACAAAGAAAUGCUUUAUCAUCCACACAAAAACAACUCAAACACUAUCUUUCUAAACAAUCUGAAGAGGAUGAAACAAAAUCAAGUUCAUCUGAGGUUGAAAAUGCUAUCACUUCGGUUGCUGUAAGGCCUGAUGUCGCCUCAUCCUCUGACGAAGUUCUUUCCUUGAUGGUGCUAGACCAGGCACCAGAAAAGUAUUGGGAAUUAUUGGCAGAGGAACGUCGCAAAGCUCUUGAGGAGACUUUGGAAGAGAACAUGAAGUUGUAUGAAAUAAUUGAAAAUCUGAAGGCUGAGAACUCUGCGUUGAAAGAAAAAGCCAGCAAUACAGAUUACUUUGCAACCAUGUACAAAAUAACAAAGAAUGAUCUCCCGCCCACCGAAGAUCCAACGAACGAUUGUUGACCCUGGUUUUUGCCUGUAUCAUUAACAACCACUUCAGAAGCUGGUGGAAGGUUCUGCAGUAAAAUAUCAGUGAUCUUUUUGGAAAAAGCACUCAAUGAGGUUACGAAACAAGCUCAAUUCUCAGAAAAGGUAAAGUGGUCUUAUAUUUUCUUAGAAACAGAUCUAUGGUACACAUUUCUCCAACUGAAAAUUGAAAAAAAGUUACACAAUGGCCGGCAUACGUUUGCAAAGUUGGCAAACAUUUGGCUUGUUUUUCAAAGGUGUAACUGAGAAUUGCAAUAAAAUACUCGGGGACUGGCGAUUCAGAAACGCCUUGAACCGGUUGUUCGAAAGGCGUUUAGCCUUAAAAGGCGGAUAAGUUCAAAAUGGAAAACAAAAUUAUCUAUUUA
Messenger RNA from Dendronephthya gigantea, 1266 nucleotides. RefSeq lists its product as uncharacterized. Gene Ontology annotation, biological process: regulation of DNA replication. The transcript has 6 exons. NCBI's taxonomy places the organism in Eukaryota, Metazoa, Cnidaria, Anthozoa, Malacalcyonacea, Nephtheidae. The record is from RefSeq and is a predicted model, not a curated record. Bases 83 to 877 code for a protein of 264 amino acids.